Messenger RNA from Penicillium brevicompactum, 1941 nucleotides. RefSeq lists its product as uncharacterized. NCBI's taxonomy places the organism in Eukaryota, Fungi, Ascomycota, Eurotiomycetes, Eurotiales, Aspergillaceae. The coding region runs from base 1 to 1941 and encodes 646 amino acids. The transcript has 3 exons. The record is from RefSeq and is a predicted model, not a curated record.
AUGUUCUGGGGUGCAUUAUUACUCCUCCUCUCCAGUAAUGCCGUCGCAUCGCGCCAGGACUCGGACUUGAUGUCCUUUGUGACACUCCCCGAGGUCCGCGCCUUGAAAUGGGAAAUCGAACACUACGACCGCGAGCGCAUGGCGCCCGGCUACCUCUUCGUGGCACCCUACGGACAAAUCUCCCCGGAACACCCCACCCAGAAAUACCAGCAAUACCAAGUCGGUCCUUAUAUCUACGAUGACAGUGGUAUGCUGAUUUGGGCCGGCUCCCCCAUGUACGAUAACGAAAACACCUUCGACUUCAAGCCAGUCAACAACAUUGACUCGAACCCGCACCUUUCGUUUAUUGUGGGAUGGGCAUCUGAUCAGUCGAAGAAGGGCCACGGUGCGCUCGUCAGCCACCAUUAUGAAGUGGAGAAAGAGGUCCAGGUGAUCAACGACCUUCACGAUUUCAAUAUGCAUGAGUUCAAUAUUCUGGACGGUGGAAAGACAGCUCUGGCUUGCACUUAUCGCAAUGCGCGCGUCAACAUGGCUGAUUUCGGACGUCCUACUGAGGAGAGUUGGGUCACGGUCGGUGGGUUUGUCGAGCUGGAUGUCGAGACUAGUGAGGUUUUGGUCCAAUGGGACUCUUUGGAUAAGAUCGCCCUCCACGAGUCGAACAUGUUCCACGCUUGGGAUAACCCAGCUGGUGAGCCAGGUUGGGAUUAUGUGCACAUCAACGCCGUCGACAAGAACGCGGCAGGCGACUACCUGAUCUCAUUGAGAUUCACCAACACUUUGUACUUGAUCUCUGGUCAGGAUGGUAGUAUUCUGUGGCGCCUUGGUGGAUUGGAGAGCAACUUCGACCAGGAUUUCACUUUCUCCAAGCAGCACGACGCCAAGUUCGUCUCCUCUAAUGACACCCACCACGUUAUCUCGGUACUGAACAACGCCUCGGACGAGCGCGGAAAUGACGAGAAUACUUCAUCCGGUCUCAUCAUCGAGUUGGACACUGGCGUUACCCCUAUGACAGCACGUGUGAUUCGUCGAAUCAACCGCCCCGACAGCGGCCUCACUCGACUUCGUGGUAGUUUCCGCCCUCUUCCUAAUGGAAACUACUUCGUUGGAUGGAGUGAGCGCGGUUACUCGAGCGAACACGCAUCGAACGGCGAUCUCCUCAUGACCGGUCGCUUUACCUCGGAUCGAUACUCGACAUACCGCGCCUACAAGGGCGAGUUCACCGGUCGCCCGGUCGCGCCUCCAGAUGUGGUCUCUAAUGUAUAUGGCACCGACGACAAGGACACGACUACACUGAUUCACGUUAGCUGGAACGGCGCAACCGACGUCGUGCAGUGGAAGUUCUACGCCCAGUCCUACGAUCGCGGCGACCCGGUGCUCAUUGGGUCGACUAACAAGACCGACUUCGAGACUAUGUACAUUGCCGAUGGCUACAUGGAUUGGGUUUCCGCAGAAGCAAUCGAUGCGGAAGGAAACGUCAUGCACACUUCCAACGUCAUGCGUACUGAGAUCCCAACGAACUGGAAGGCCGCUGGAUGGGGUGGCUCCAGCUCCGGCCCUAGCCCUGAUGACCCAUCUAUCAUUGCUGCCGCCAACGAAGUGACGGAUUCAUCUUCAUCCGGCCUCAGCAGCGACAAAGCCGCCGAGGUCAUCAACGAUGGCACUUCGACCAACUCCACCGGCUCGAUCGGUUCCAGCGACCACUCCGCAGCCCAAUAUGCCGAUGCUAAGGAAGUCGCCAAGGCUGUCUACAAAGCCUACGACAUCAUUCGCGGGCUCGGCAGCCUCCUUGUUUUCCUCCUGGUAUCAGGCGCGCUCGGUGGAGCCGGCUAUGCCCUCUGGCGAUUCUUCAGCCAGCGCCGCAAGCGCAGUUACCAGCACGUCCCCUCCGAGGAAGGACUUCCAACGGAAGAAAUCCGACUCACCUCCACCGGACGGGAGUAA